UUUUAUUAUGCAGAACACGUACCUUUAAUUUUUAAAGGGCCCCUUUGGGGUCCCGCUGGGGAAAAAAGAACUAAAAACUGUAGUCCCGUUGCAUGGGGGAUGAUGCCGGGCGAUCUUGGGAAACCCCGGGACACUACACUCCCUUUGGGGAUCACGGGGCCAAAAACCCCCGUUUUGGGCCACAGGUGGCGGUGGAGGCAGCAGCAAUGGAAGGCCAUACAGCACCCUAUUACAAAAUGGAACCCACCAACAGUGUAAGGAGACCUGAAAGUGGCACAUGGCAGAGUCUGGCGAUGAAGUCAGCAGCAAUGGGAGGCCGUACAGGGACCCAUGACACACUCUGGACCUGGCAGCAGCAAGAGGAGGCGGUACAGGGGCCCAUGGCAGAGUGGCGAAGCGUAAGCAGCUUAAAUUGAAGGCCAUACAGAGGCCUAUGUUAAAAAUAAUAACAUGUUUGGGGCAUGA
This is a messenger RNA of Staurois parvus, 465 nucleotides long. The record is from the annotation of a GenBank genome assembly. NCBI's taxonomy places the organism in Eukaryota, Metazoa, Chordata, Amphibia, Anura, Ranidae.